Austrofundulus limnaeus is the source of this 1408-nucleotide messenger RNA. It is a transcript of the gene rnaseh2c, whose product is annotated as ribonuclease H2, subunit C. The transcript is spliced from 5 exons. The record is from RefSeq and is a predicted model, not a curated record. Gene Ontology annotation, biological process: RNA catabolic process. Gene Ontology annotation, cellular component: ribonuclease H2 complex. Bases 29 to 439 code for a protein of 136 amino acids. Lineage: Eukaryota; Metazoa; Chordata; Actinopteri; Cyprinodontiformes; Rivulidae.
UCAUCAAAAUGAGUAACAUGGCCACAGGAUGUCCUGUAACACCAGUGUAACUCACCUUGAUGCAUCUUCGCUGAAGCGGGCAGAACAAGUCCCGGUCCACCUACUGCCCUGUGAGAUUGAGCACAACGGGGUUGCCCAGGUCUCACAGUAUUUUACUGCUACCACAAAAGAUCAUAAACAAGAGAAGACGGUGUCCUUCAGAGGACGAGGGCUGAAGGGACAGGAGAUCAGCUGUCCACAGGGCUACACUGGUCUGGUGCUGAAGGAGGUCAACAAGCACGGCUCUGACCAAGAGGACAGGACAGUGAGGAUAUCCUCUGUGUUUAACAAACUGACUUACUGGAACCUGGAAACUCCUCCAACCUCAGAUGAUGCUGUGGUGAUGGCGAUGGACUGGCCUGAAGUGGCUGAGGCAAUUCAUGGAUCAGUAGAAGACUGAAGAAAGUGACGCCGCAGACAGAUCUCACCUUGGUUAUAAAGAUGUCAGAAAUUCUAGACUUUUGUGCUGCUUUUGCAAAUGAAUGUGUAACUAAUUGUUCAUAUUUUGAUAUGUUCUUUUGUAAAUAAAAACAAAACACAGACAGACUGGGAAAAGUAACUUUAUGAAAAAACAACAGCGUGUACAGUACAUGGCAUGUCCACAAGACUGUUUGUUCGCAAAGUCACGUUAAGUUCUGGACACACAACUACAAAAACCCUCUAAAGUCUAAAUAAUCACUUUGAGUAUUCAUUUUAAAACUCUUAAGCUUGUAUGCUAAUUUGAACACGUUUUACAGUCCAGAAAGUGUUUAAAAGUAUGAAAACAGUGGAGAACAUGAAAUAUUGAAGAGUCAUUCAGGCACAGUUCAACUUCUGAUUUGGACAUUUGAAAAAGCAGAAAAUGACACGAGUGUGUGCUUAAAAAAAGGUCAUGGGGAUUCAGUCAAAUUAACACUCCAGGAUUUGUAGAAAACCUGAAUUUAGUCACUGAACAUACUAACCUAACCAAAGUGAAAAAGGUGAACAGUUUCUGAAUCAGCUGAACAGGAACAGCAAUUUUUAACAGGUUUUUGUGUUGUUUUUUAGUCACCCAGGUGCAGCCUGAACAUGUAACGUCUCCCUCAUCUGAUACUUUUCACUGAGAAAAGACAAAAUGUGACAGGCAAAAACGACCCUAUGGCACGUUAAACACUGUAAACCUAAUAAAUGAAGUUUUGCAUCAAACAGAUAAAAGUAAAAGCUAAUAAAAUGUCUGUCAUAUGUAAGUAUUCAAAAAUUGUAUUUGUUGCCUGAAUGAGCGGCUUUGUUGAAUUUAUCCUUUAGAUUUUAAAUGUAAUUUGUUUGAAUCUGAUCUGGACUGUUGGUGCUGCUGCUUUCAGGCUCAUUGUUCCCUUAAAAUAAAGAUUUUAUUAUCUCACCUUGUUAAAAA